This is a messenger RNA of Neoarius graeffei (lesser salmon catfish), 849 nucleotides long. RefSeq names its product heme-binding protein soul2 (gene soul2). The transcript has 5 exons. The record is from RefSeq and is a predicted model, not a curated record. The coding region runs from base 145 to 723 and encodes 192 amino acids. NCBI's taxonomy places the organism in Eukaryota, Metazoa, Chordata, Actinopteri, Siluriformes, Ariidae. Gene Ontology annotation, cellular component: cytoplasm.
UUUUUUGCUUUCUUCAUCCUUUAUUUCCUGGUGUCCUGACGAGCAGGUGUGCUGUUGGUAGCUGCGAGUUUGACCGAGCACUGAAGCUGUUGAUAUAGCAUUCAAGUUUGAACUUCUGGCCAUUUUGAGGGGUUGGAGAUCACAAUGAAUUUGCGGUUUUGCCUUCUAUUCAUGGCUUCUCUCUGGCUUGGAAGAUGUUGGGAAGCACCUGGGUUUUGUCAUGAUUAUGACUGUCCAGUUUAUACUCUCGUAAAAGCAUAUGAGAGUUUUGAGGAGCGUUCUUAUGCUGCAAGUCGGUGGAUUACAACAGAUGUUGAAAGCACCAAAGAAGAUAGUAUCCGAGGGGGUAUUUGGAAACUCUAUGAAUUCAUGCAAGGGGAAAACGAGGAAGGAAGGAAAAUUACUAUGACCAGGCCGGUAUUGGUGUCAGUCAAGAAUCAGGGUAAUGUGUCGAUAUCCUUGUUCAUCAGCGCAGAUGUUGUCCUCCCUCAACCUAAUGAUAAGACCAUCAAGAAUAAAAACAUGCCUGCGGCAACAGUGUAUGUUAGGGAAUUUGAUGGAUUUGCAUCUGAGACUGAUGCCUUGGAGAAUAUGGAGACACUGAAAGCGGACCUGCAGGCUGCAGGGAAACCAUUUGAUGACACAAGGUUUGAGGCGGUUGGGUAUGAUGGUCCAUUUGUCUUGAUCAACAGGCACAAUGAAAUAUGGAUCUAUGCUGACUAACAGCUAUGAAGCACAGAUAUCACAUCACUGUUCCAACUAAACAAUCUCUUUAACUGAACCUUUCUUUCAUGUGCUACUUUAACUUUGUACUUAGAAACCAUUUAGUAAAGUACUUGCAUAAGUAAA